CAAUCAACUUAUUGAUGAAAGGUAAUCAUAAAAAUAUGUGCAUUGUUAUAUUAUACAUGGUUACAAACAAAUACCAAUCAACAUGGUCUAAUGUUACAAUACUGCUUAUGUUACCUAUCUAUGAAUAUUUAUGAUAAGAUUAUCUAUAUAACUUACUAUCUAUGUAAUGGCGAUAAAUAAUCUAGAACAGAGAUAAAAGUAUUGCAGUCUUCAUUUUAUGUUAGCACAAUGAUGUAAAUCCGGGGAUGAUUUUGAACAUUAAUAAUAUUAAUUAGAAUCUCAAAGAACGAGUGCAUGUAUCCAAGAUGGCGGACCGGAUACAAAUAUCGGAUUAUGUCUGGAUUUAUCCAGAAAAAAAGUCUGAAUUCGAUGUACCCAUUGCUGUGAAAGUGCUCAAUAGUUCUGGAGGAAAGUUGCAAGUGAAAGACGACAAUGGCGAAGUAUUCAUUACUCCUGUUACAAAUGUCCUUAAACCACUACACUCAACAUCCAUUACGAGUGUGGAAGACAUGAUAACUCUGGGUGAACUACAGGAACAUACGAUACUGCGGAAUCUGCAUAUUCGUUACAAUCAGCAACUAAUUUAUACCUAUACAGGAACAAUGUUGAUUGCAAUAAACCCAUACGAAAUAUUGCCAAUAUAUACAAUGGAUCAAAUACACUUCUAUCAAGACAGUAACGUAAGAGACAUACCACCUCACAUAUUCGCCAUAGGGAGUGACUCAUACAGAGAGCUCUUAAACACAUCGUUGAAUCAAUGUGUCGUCAUAAGCGGAGAAAGUGGCGCUGGAAAGACAGAGAGUACAAAAUUGCUUCUACAGUAUCUAGCUGCAGCAAGCGGUAAACAUUCAUGGAUCGAGCAACAGAUUCAGGAAACAAAUCCGAUUUUAGAAGCUUUCGGAAACGCCAAAACAGUAAAGAAUGAUAAUUCAUCACGUUUCGGAAAAUAUAUAAAUAUCUAUUUCAGCCAUAAAGGUGUUAUUGAAGGUGGAAACAUAGAUCAAUACUUGCUGGAGAAAUCGCGAAUCGUCGGACAAAAUAAAGGAGAGAGAAACUAUCAUAUAUUUUAUUCACUCGUGACAGGGUUGUCUGCUGAUGAAAAAAAGAAGUUGGAACUGGGACAGCCGGCAGACUACGGUUAUCUUAACUCGGGAAAUAUGCUGACUUGUGAUGGUCGUAACGAUGCUCUUGAGUUUUCAGAUAUUAGAUCGGCAUUUAAAGUUCUCAGUUUUACAGAUAGCGACGUUUGGGGAAUAUUCAGUCUUCUCGCUGCGAUUCUGCAUUUAGGAAACUUGAAAUUCAAAUCAUUUAACAUAAGUAAUAUAGAAUCUUCUGAAGUGGCAGAUGCUUUAAAUGCCAAUAGAAUUGCGACUCUUUUGGGUGUUAAUAAGGCGAGAUUUUGUGAAGCUUUGACCCGAAAAACAUUAAUCGCUCAUGGCGAUAAAAUUGUGUCUACCCUGUCAGUGGUACAAGCAAUAGAAGGUCGUGAUGCGCUUGUAAAAGCUAUUUAUGGUCAUAUUUUUGAAUACAUAGUAGAAAUGAUAAAUAAAACUCUGCACAAAGAUCAGCAACUUUCUAGCGGUUCAGUUGGAAUACUGGAUAUUUUUGGUUUUGAAAAUUUCGAUUCUAAUAGUUUUGAACAAUUGUGCAUUAAUUAUGCUAAUGAAAACUUGCAACAAUUUUUCGUGAAACAUAUUUUCAAACUAGAACAGGAACAAUAUGAAAAGGAAGGAAUAACUUGGACCAAUAUUAACUACGUUGAUAAUCAAGAAAAUCUUGACCUCAUAGGUCAGAAAUCUAUGAAUUUGCUCUCACUUAUUGAUGAAGAAUCAAGAUUUCCCAAAGGCACGGAUCUUACUUUAUUGUCCAAAUUGCAUAGUAAUCACAGCAAUAAAAACUGUUACAUUACACCUAAAUCAACACACGAACACAAAUUUGGUGUGAAACAUUUUGCUGGAGAUGUAUUUUAUCAAGUUAAGGGAUUUUUGGAUAAAAACCGAGACAUGUUAACGGCUGAUGUUAAAGAAAUGAUAUGGGACUCCAGCAACGCGUUUUUAAAGAGUUUAUUCCCAAUUGAUAACGUAACUCCACAAAGUGGAAGUCGGAAAGUGGUAUCGUUAAGUCAUCAAUUUAAGACUUCGCUUGACGCGCUUAUGAAGACUUUAUAUGGAUGUCAUCCAUUUUUCGUUCGAUGCAUUAAACCAAAUGAAAUUAAAAAGCCCCGGAUUUUUGAUCGAGCUUUGUGUGUGCGACAACUCCGAUAUGCAGGAUUGAUGGAGACUGCAAAGAUUAGACAGGCAGGGUAUCCCAUCAGAUUUUCAUAUUCAGAAUUUGUACAUCGCUACAGACUUGUGACUCCAGGAAUACCUCCGGCAGAAAAAGCUGAUUGCAAAGAUGCAACUAAAAAAAUUUGCAGCAAUGUGCUUAUGGACCAAGAUUAUCGAUUGGGUCACACAAAAGUAUUCCUUAAAGAUCAUCACGAUGCUUUACUAGAAGAGUUGCGACAUAAAGUUCUAAUAUCUGCGGUUGUCAAGGUUCAAGCUAAUGGACGAAGGUUUAUCUGCAGAAACAGAUAUUUGCGAUUAAAGCAAGCUGCAGUUAUUGUACAGAAACAUUUCAGAGCCCGUGGUUUCAGACACAGGUUCUUAAUCAUGAGACGAGGAUACUUACGUUUACAAGCAGUUAUUAGAUCAAAAGAACUUCACAAAACGUUCUUAAAACUAAAGAAAUUCUUUAGAAAUCUACAAGCAUAUUUAAGAGGUUUUCUUGUAAGAAAAUUAGUUCACGAAAAGGGCCAUAUUAUAAAAGCAAAAUUACUACAAAUGCAUAAAGAAAAAGCCAAUUAUUCAGGAGAUCUUAAAAGUGCCGAAGAUGAAUUCGAGAGGAAAUACUCAGAACUUAUGGCGUCGAUUUGGAUAGCUAAAGAUGUAGUUGCUGACAGCGUACAGAAUACUACUGUUAUAGAUGAUAGAUAUGUUGACGAUGUUUUUGGUUUCUUGAAAGACACUGCUACUCCAGCAGGUACAGUGCGUGGAACAGGUUUUGGAAUGGCCGCAGCACCAAAACCGGAAGCAUCAACUGUUAUACCUUUACCCGCAGAACCGGAGGAAGAGCAAUUUGAUGAGUUUAACUUCAAAAAGUUUGCAGCCACAUAUUUUUUGGGAAAUAUGAGCAAUCAAUAUUCAAGAAAACCAUUAAAACAUUCGCUUCUAGACUUACCAUCUCCCAUGGAUAAAAUAGCAUCGCAAGCUAUAUGGAUUACAAUAUUGAGAUUCAUGGGUGAUAUUGCAGAGCCUAAGUAUGUAGAUGACAGAGCGGAUAAUGUACCAGUCAUGACUAAAUUGUAUGAUACCGUUGGACGUGCAUUUCAGAAGAGCAAAGAAUUCGAAGAUUUGAUGCCAAAAGACAAUAUCAAUAGUAAAAUGUUACAGAGAACUUUAAAACGGCAAACCAAAUUAAAUGAUGAAUUUAUGAAAAAUUUAAUUAAUGAUGAAUUAACGAAUGAAAUGUAUAGUACCUGGUUAAAUUCUAGACGCAGUACAAAUUUAGAGAAACUUCAUUUUAUUAUCGGUCACGGAAUUAUCCGAAAAGAGUUGCGAGAUGAAAUUUUCGCGCAGUUAUGUAAACAACUAACUAAUAACCCUUCAAAAGCUUCCUAUGCUCGCGGCUGGAUACUGUUAUCUCUAUGUGUUGGCUGUUUCUCACCUUCUGAAAGAUUUAUUAAAUAUUUGCGGUCAUUCAUUCGUGAAGGACCACCAGGAUAUGCGCCAUAUUGUGAGGGAAGGCUUGUGAGAACAUAUAAAAGUGGGCCACGAACUCAACCUCCUAGCUGGUUAGAAUUACAAGCUACUAAAACAAGGAAACCAAUUUUACUAACUGUCACCUUAAUGGAUGAGACAAUGAAAACUGUUCAGUCAGAUUCAGCUACCACAUCAGAAGAAGUUUGUCAACAAAUAGCAGAUAAUAUAGGUUUGACAGACUCGUUCGGUUUUUCGUUGUAUAUAACUUUAUAUGAUAAAGUGCUUUCAUUAGGAAGUGAGGGAGAACAUAUUAUGGACGCAGUAUCACAGUGUGAGCAAUUUGCGAAAGAACAAGGAAUAUCUGAAAAACAUGCUCCUUGGAGAUUAUUUUAUAGAAAAGAAGUUUUUGCACCUUGGCAUAAUCCAGUAGAUGAUCCUGUAGCUACAAAUUUGAUAUAUCACCAAGUGGUCAAAGGUGUAAAGUUUGGAGAAUAUCGGUGCACUUCUGAAAAGGAUCUGGCAAUCAUAGCAGCACAGCAACAUUAUAUUGAAUAUGGACAGCGCAUUGAUCCAAACGUAUUAAGAAAAGUUAUUGUUAAUUAUAUACCAAAUCAAUUCAUUCAAUCUAACGAUGUAGCAUUGACCAAAUGGGAGCAUCUAAUUACUAAAGCAUUUGAGACAUCUACAAGUAUACAGACAUCUGUAGAUCCUUUACGAUGCAAAGAAGAUAUAGUUAUAUUUGCAAAAUUAAAAUGGCCGAUGAUGUUUUCAAGAUUCUUUGAGGUCAUCAAAUUAAAAGGAGAGACAAUUAACAAAGACCUUGUUAUAAUUGCUGUCAAUUGGACUGGAAUUUAUAUCGUCGAUCAGUCAGAACAUAUACUUCUCGAAAUUUCUUUUCCUGAGGUCACUUAUGUCGCCUACGAAGAUGAAAAUAAUUAUCAUAAUAUUGGAAGAGUAACCAUUAGAACAAUACAGCAAGAAGAAUUUGUAUUUCAAAGUGUAGAUGCUAGUGAGAUGAGUUCACUUAUCAUUUAUCUUAUGGAUGGAUUAAAAAGACGUUCAAUUUACGUUAUAGCUCAAAAUGAAUCACAAGGAUUCAGUGAAGCAGCAUCGUUUUUGCAAUUCAAAAAAGGGGAUCUUAUCACCCUUUCACAAGACAACACAGGAGAAACCUUAAUGAAUGCAACAUGGGGUUACGGACAAUGCAACAAUCAGGAAGGCUUAUUCCCGACCGAGCAGGUGUAUAUUUUACCAACAUUGUCAAUGCCUCCUGCGCCAAUAUUAGAGGUAUUCAAAAAAGGAAAUAUAAAUAACACUGAAAAAAAUAAAUCCAAAUACAACACUAUACAAAGAAAGCGAAUGCACACUUUAGAAAAAUAUGCAAAGGAACAUUUUAGAGAAAAUUAUGAAACUAAUUCUACUAUGCGCAAAAUCUCAAUGCUAAAUAUUGCGAAACGAGCUGUAGCUGGUGAUCUGUGGGCUCAUACUCGCGAGCCAAUUAGACAACCACUGCUAAAAAAAUUAGUUAAUGACGAAAAGUUAGCAAAAGCAGCGAUAGCAUCAUUCUUUGGUAUUCUUCGAUAUAUGGGCGAUAUGCCAAGUCCAAAGGCAAGAUCUGUCACUGAGUACACUGAUGAAGUCUUUAGCUCAGCUACGUCAGAACCUAGUCUGCGAGAUGAGAUUUACUGCCAAAUCAUGAAACAAUUAACGAACAAUAGGAUACAGUUGAGUGAAGAAAGAGGAUGGGAAUUAAUGUGGCUUGUAACUGGUGUUUUCGCUUGUGGUCAAGUCUUAACAAAAGAAGUCGUAGAAUUUUUAAAAACUAGGCCCCAUCCCAUAGCCAAAGAUUGUUUGAAACGUUUAUUUAAGAUACAAAGGGGUGGUCCUAGAAUGUACGCUCCAUAUCUAGUCGAAGUUGAAGCAAUUCAACACAGGAGUAUGCAGAUUUAUCAUAAAGUAUAUUUCCCAGAUGAUACCGAUGAAGCGUUUGAAGUUGAUUCAUCUACAAAGGCAAGAGAACUUUGUGAACAAAUAACGGGGCGCUUAAAUCUAAAGAAUAGUGAUGGUUUUAGUCUUUUUGUAAAAAUUGUGGACAAAGUAUUUUCUGUACCUGAAAAUUAUUAUUUCUUCGACUUUAUUCACGAACUUGUAGAAUGGAUGAAACAGACUCGUCCUGGACGUUCAGGUGGCGGUCAAAUGCAAAUGAACUACCAAAUAUUUUUCAUGAAAAAGCUCUGGGUCAACACUGUCCCUGGCAAAGAUAAGAACGCAGAUCAAAUAUUUUACUUUCCUCAAGAGUUGCCAAAAUAUUUACGUGGUUAUCAUAAAACCUCAAAACACGAUUUGGCGGAGUUAGCUGCACUUGUUUACAGAGCUAGAUAUGGUAAUAAUCAAGCUUUACUGCCUCAAAUUACACAGAUACUAGAAGAGUUUAUACCAUCGGAUAUGAUAAGAAUUCAAUCAAAUUCAAAUUGGAAGUCUGCAAUUGCUGCAGCAUAUUUGAAACAUGGGCCUAUGUCAGAGGAAGAGGCAAAGGAACAAUUCCUUAAACGAAUCUACCAACUUCCAACAUUUGGCACAGCAUUUUUCGAAGUAAAACAAACUUCUGAUCCUUCUUAUCCAGAAAUGGUUGUUGUUGGCAUUAAUAGAAAUGGAGUUAGUGUGAUUCAUCCACAAAGCCGAGAUGUGUUAGUGACUUAUCCAUUUUCUCAAAUAUCCAACUGGUCAUCGGGCAAUACAUUCUUCCAUAUGACGAUGGGAAGUUUCCUUCGUGGAACAAAGAUUCUUUGUGAGACAUCCUUGGGAUAUAAAAUGGACGAUCUAAUUUCGUCAUAUAUUGCUGUUUUACGUCAAGCAAUGAAACAAAAGCGAUCCGAAAGAUAAUCAUCUAAACAUUAUUAGGAAACUUAAUUUAUUGUUUUUAUGUUGUUUGUUAAUAAAGAUUUAUUUACUUA
This is a messenger RNA of Bicyclus anynana (squinting bush brown), 6694 nucleotides long. RefSeq names its product myosin-VIIa. Gene Ontology annotation, molecular function: protein binding; cytoskeletal motor activity; ATP binding. Gene Ontology annotation, cellular component: cytoskeleton; myosin complex. Bases 306 to 6623 code for a protein of 2105 amino acids. The record is from RefSeq and is a predicted model, not a curated record. The transcript has 11 exons. Lineage: Eukaryota; Metazoa; Arthropoda; Insecta; Lepidoptera; Nymphalidae.